AUGAACCCUUGGCUACCUGACUCCUCGACUCCAAACAACCAUGUUGGCUUCGGGGCCCCAAUAGAUGCCGGCAUGUCUUUUCUCCAGCCUCCUCAGACGAUAAAUCCUGCACAAUUCCAGAACCCGGCCUUCCUUAACGGCGCCGGCCGCACCGCCUCUCCUGCCUUCCACAAUCCCGUGUACCAGACGAACCCCGUAAUACCUUCAAAAAGAGCGAGAGAAGAUAGCUUGGGUGCAUCACCACGGCAAGCACCCGGUGGACUGCCUGGAUCAAGAUCACAAACCCCCGGGCAAGUACCCUUUCCCGGCUUCAAUCCACAAGCCAAUGGCGCGCCUGCAAUAGCAAAUGCUCCAACACCUUUCCACCAUCUUCAGCCAUCAUCAAAUGCCACGCCAUCGCCCACAUUUCAACAGCUGAGUCAGUUCAACCAGCCUGGAAGUAAUCAACGCGUCGCGACAGCUUCACCCAGUCCGUUUUCACCGCCACAUGGCGGACCUCACGUCUCACCCGCUCCCCCUGACCAUACCAGUCGCGUCGGGACCCCACACGAUAACCCUCAAAACUUCAUGCCCAAUGGCGGCUUUGCACCUGGUUUCAAUCAACCCCAGUUUGGUCAGAAUAUGGGGAAUGGACUUCCCCCCCAAAUGGGAAUGAAUCCUCAAGCAAAUAUGGCACACCCUGGGAUGUCGGCGGCGCAACGGAACUAUCAGAUUCAACUACAAACCCAGGCUCGGCAAAUGCAGGCUCAAGCUCAAGCGCGUGGUAUGAACGGUAUACCAAACAACCCUGGCCAGCCUGCUGCGAACCCACAGAUGCCGCAAGGAACCCCAGGAGGAUUUCAUCCGCCAAAGUCGAAUAACCCAGAAGAAUUCUUGCGAGGCUUGCAAGCUUUUAUGGCUGCUCGUGGUCGAACAGUGGAUCUGAACCCUGUGAUAUGUGGAAAGUCAUUGCAGUUAUUACGGUUGUACGCUGCCGUUGUCAAGAAUGGAGGUUCGCAAAGAAUAUCGAAAAUGAAUCAGUGGGGUGCUGUCGCCCUGCAGUUUGGGUUUAUGCCGCAACAACAAAUGCAAGCAGCCCAAGAACUUCAAGCAUAUUGGCUGAAUAACCUCGCGCCCUAUGAGGCAGCGUGGCAGAUAUCUCAGCAGAAACAAAGAAUGGCGGCACAAGCUGCCAUUCAAAACCAAACCCAAAUUCAGAUGUCACCUUCCCGUGAUGCAAAUCCGUCUCAGGACUCCGGAAAUCAGAGAACAACUUCAGCUAAUGGCCAAAUUGGAGCUCAGGUGCAGCAACCUACAGCGAAUGGGUUUGUCCAGCCUCCUCAUGGCCAGGGCCAACAAGAUCCCUCCGCUACUACUCCACAACACCGACAGAACAUGUCUAGGCAGAUCGAUCCUCAGCAAAUGAAUGCCAUGCCAACCCAGAUGUCGGGUCAAACACCUCAAAAGCGCCCGCAGACGAGCACGGGCAAGAUGCCCGAGAUGGAGCCCGAUGUGAAUAAGCCCUUGUCCAGACCUAUCGAAGAUCCUUUCAAGCCAGACGUUCUCUCGCCUAGCCGGUUCCAUGGCCCGGUCAACGUGGACGAGAUGUUCAUAAUCGGACAGCAUAUCAGCGAAACUAAACCGAUCGUGCCGACAUUUCGAGAACUGGGGAUCAUCGAUAUCCAUGCAGUGACCAUGGCCAUCAAAUCUGGUCUACAUGCUGAGACACGAGUAGCGCUCGAUACCCUGAUCACACUCUCGACUGAAUCUGCGUUCCAAUUAUCCCUUAUGGAUUGUGAUGAUCUAAUGGAUGCGUUACUCGACUGCGCCCUUGAUCAAGUCGUGUUUCUUAGCGAACACGCCACCGAAGUUUCGGAUGAGAUGUUCCUUACUUCAUACGAAGAUCUGGUUCGGGCAUGCCGUGUGGAAAACGAGUCUUUACAGGAUAUCCCGGAAUUUGGAUCACUUCAGUACGAUCUCGAGCGAGCAGCCGAUCGCCUGAUAUGUAUUACUACCCUGAUUCGCAAUUUUUCAUUCUAUGAAGCCAACUUCGGAGUCCUGGGUCAACCUGAAGUUCUCAAACUACUCAGUACUGUUAUUCGGUACAUCGGAACUACGGAAAUGUUUUUGCGUCUCAAUAGAAAUACCCUUGAUUUCAUGAAGGACGUUGUCAUUUACCUCAGCAAUCUAUCGACCUCUCUCCAGCUACCUGGGAAGGAAGAAGCCCUGUGCAUCCUUCAUUUCCUCCUCGCAUUCGCGCCGACACCGACACCUACAUCAGGUUCUUCGAACAAGGUCUCCUUCACGACAUACAACCCCUCCCUACACAAGUAUAUGCCUUCUGCUGUGGAUAGCCUGGCAAAAUUGUUGGCUCGCGAUGAGCCUAACCGGACGUACUACAAAGCGAUAUUCGCAGCUGAUGCGCAUUCAAGCCCGCCUUACGAGCUGUUGACGAGGAGUUUUGGUCUGGCCAUCUCUUCAAUUCCGGCAAGCUCAAACCACACCAGGACACUUAUCGAGGCUCGGAAACCUUUCCUCCUCCAAGGAAUGCUGGCAGCCGAAAUAUUAGCCAGUCUUGCACCAGGUUCAGAUCAUACACUGGCCCGUUCAUGGCUUGAAUCGGACGAUGGCUUUGCAGGCAACCUAUUACGCCUGGUUGGACUCCUAAGUGCGGAUCGAACCACCCAGACUGUGCCAAGACACCCACAACAGAACAACAGGAAUAAUCCUGAAAUGGAUAUCAACGGCUAUGGAGCUAUCUCGAACCGAGCCAUGGCUGUUCUGAAGACACUGGUUCAGAAGGCUCGAUCAAUUGACGAACAUGGCUCCACUGUUGUUCCGCUGGGAGUCAUGCCGAGGAAAGAAAGUCUUCUGGGGGCCAUGAUACAGAAAGACAUUGAUCCUGGUAUUCUACGACAGCUUUGCGUAUUUGCCGGUCUAGAGGAAUAA
Rhinocladiella mackenziei CBS 650.93 is the source of this 2928-nucleotide messenger RNA. RefSeq lists its product as uncharacterized. Gene Ontology annotation, molecular function: transcription cis-regulatory region binding. Bases 1 to 2928 code for a protein of 975 amino acids. Gene Ontology annotation, cellular component: SWI/SNF complex; nucleus. The record is from RefSeq and is a predicted model, not a curated record. The transcript has a single exon. NCBI's taxonomy places the organism in Eukaryota, Fungi, Ascomycota, Eurotiomycetes, Chaetothyriales, Herpotrichiellaceae. Gene Ontology annotation, biological process: regulation of transcription by RNA polymerase II.